AUGCUUCGUGCAAAGUUGUUCGUACUGUUUAUGAUCCUUCACAGCCUGGUGCUAUCUUCUUCUGCAAAGCCACCCGACAAAGGAGCUAAAAAAAUAUCAUUCGAAAAGGAAAACAAACAUGAUACUGAACCAAACACGAAUAAUGGAAAGAAAGGUAGUUUUGCAACCAUCAAGGAUAUAAAACAUAAACUCGCAAUCGCCAAAGAAGAACUGAAAGACCACAGCCAAGAAGAUGCUAAAAGCACGCUGAAGGAGUUGGAAAAAGACUCUAAAACUGAAAUACCUGAGAAGAAUUCGAGCUUUAGGCAUCAUAAUUAUGAAGAAAUGACAUGGCUUUUAAAGGAGUAUUCCAGAAAAUAUAGCAAAAUAGCUCGUUUGUAUGACAUUGGUACCUCGGUGCAGAACCGCAAAUUGUGGGUCAUGGAAAUCUCCAAUAACCCAGGGAAGCACGAGCCAGGGGAGCCAGAAUUUAAAUACGUCGCUAACAUGCACGGGGAUGAGGCAGUAGGAAGAGAGAUGCUUCUUCAUUUAAUUAGGUAUCUUUGCAAAAACUACGAAGUCAACGAGAGAGUCACUAACAUUGUGGACACGACUAGAAUCCACAUUAUGCCGAGUAUGAAUCCUGACGGAUACGAGAUGGCUGCUACAUUCGCUGAUGGGGAAGACAGCUGGAAAUCAAGCCGACCUAAUGCUAACGGUAUCGACUUGAAUCGUAAUUUUCCAGAUCAGUUUUUUCCAAGCACCAACGGGCCACCCCAACCGGAAACCCGCGCUGUCAUGAAGUGGAUCAAUUCUAUUCCUUUUGUGCUGUCAGCCAGUUUGCAUAGUGGGGCUCUCGUGGCAAAUUACCCGUAUGAUGAUAAUCCCUCGGGACAGAGCGUGUACAGCGCCACGCCUGAUGAUGACGUAUUCAGACAGAUUGCACGUGCGUACUCAGAGGCACAUCCCACAAUGCAUUUAGCAAACGCACCUUGGAAAUGCAAAGAGAUUCCGCGGGAGCAUUUUAUAGACGGAAUAACAAAUGGUGCCAAGUGGUUCAGCGUAUCGGGAGGAAUGCAAGAUUACAAUUAUGUGCACUCUAACUGCUUUGAUAUUACGCUUGAACUCGGUUGUCAGAAGUUUCCUAAUGCAAGCGAACUGCCAGAAUACUGGCAGGAGAACAAAGAAGCGCUCCUCAGUUAUAUAGAGCAGGUAUAUCAAAAAUGAUAAUCCAUAGAUUAUUAAUUUUAAGGAUUUUAAAAUAGGCUUGUCGCAGCGUGCUAUAGGGACAGGGGGGUGAUCAUAAAUUUUCUUUCUUAGGCUUAAAGAUCGCUUCGGAGAAGACUACCGCUAAAUUUAGCGUGUAUGAUUUAAUCCGUCAAAGAUAAUGAGGGAACUGAGAUGAGACAAAGCAAACUAAGGGAGAUGGGGUGAGGCUAAAAGAGAAUGAGGGGAGGGGGGGCGUAAAUGUCACUCUUGACAAUCUAUUCCACCUUGUCUACGGAAUUAAGAUUUCUGACACGCUCAGCGCGGAAGCCAACUUCGCGCUCGCCUGUCAGUCAGAAGUAAAGUUGACAAAAUAUCCUUAUAGAUUAAUUUACUGUGAAUUCAAUAUGAGUUACCUCUCGGUUGAUUUAUAAAGUAUUCGCUUAUCAUUAGGUCCAUACUGGUGUACACGGUUUUGUUAAAGAUCAAGAUGGUAACCCAGUGGACGAAGCCAGAGUAGCUGUUUCAAAUCGCCGCCAUGAUGUGUUCUCCGCGAGUGACGGCGACUUUUGGCGAUUACUAGUACCAGGCUCUUAUGACAUCACGGUUUCGGCCAAAGGAUUUGAACAGGAAACCAAAUCAUGUACAGUACUGCCUAAUAAACCCGCCAAACUCAACUUCACUCUGACCAGGAUGAGAAUGAGAGAACCCAGGCAUCAGUUGCAACAACAAGACACUUGGCCUCGAGACCGAGUUUCACACGGUGGAGGAUUCAGGGAUACACACGAAAAUGGUCUGAGCCAGAGCAGGGGCAUGCGCAGAGGGCUUGAUGACGAACGUGCCGAUGACUUUGAUGAUAAGCGUAGAGGGAUGUCGUAUGAUGGAUUUGGACAAAGUGCACGAAUCUUUCCUCACCCUAAAUGAGGAUCCUUAAAAAGAUGCAUAACUUUCUGUUAAAAAAAUAAUUUCUUCCACAAUGUUUCUACCCAAAUCGGUUCUAAUAUAUACACCCAUAUAAAACACUCAAUUUUCCGGGAACGUCUAGUCUUAUCAUACCGUUCGUCUGUAUCGUAUUUCGAAUCCCAUUGAAACACAAUUUUCUAAUGAAUGUGACAUCCCUUAUCAUCAUUCUUGCCUCUGAGAUAAUUUAGCUUAUUUUAAGGAUUUUAUUGCUAUUUAGUCACGAUCCAUAAUAAUUUUGUGAAAGAAUAUUUCGGCCAUCGUUUAUCCUCCAACGAAUUUGUUAAUGAUGUUGUUCUUAGUUCAAAGUCGAAUUGUGUUUUACGCCGCGCGAAAACUGGUUUCGACCUAACAAGUCAGAGUUUUUAUAUCUGCUUUUCCCCAGUUUCCGCACCUACGCUUUUUUUCCAUCUCACUGACUAUCAGCUACAUUCUCCGGGUUAGCUUUUGCCUACCGUUAUAGCUUUCCGUUGAAAGUUCCCAACUACUGGCGUCCUUUACAAUGGCUUGUUAUACUUUGUUACCCAUAACUCUCAGCGUUUACUCGCCAUUUGAGAUCUGGGUACGAAAAAAAGGAUUUAAAUUAAAGUGAAAUGCUUGCAUAUGAAGCAGAUGACGGGCAUAUAUUUUUGUUCAAGAAAAAAUAUGUUAGCCGUAAGACAAUGAAAUAAUUUUUAAAACUAAUCAAAGUGUAUUUUAGAAUUGUAGUUUCCCAGCUUAAAAAAUGUUCCCUUCACUUUAAGAGAGCUCAUUAGAUCAUAAAACAUUAAUUUCCUUCACCUCUACGAAACGUUUUCUUUAACAAAAUAAAGAUUACUUACUUGAAAAAAU
Messenger RNA from Pocillopora meandrina, 2976 nucleotides. NCBI's taxonomy places the organism in Eukaryota, Metazoa, Cnidaria, Anthozoa, Scleractinia, Pocilloporidae. The record is from the annotation of a GenBank genome assembly.